AUGGCUGGAAUAGGCGAGUUGCCGGUGCCGGGAAAUGCAUACACGCCUGUGCAUAACCCGGUCGUGGUGGUCGGGCCACAGUUCGUGGCACCGUACCCGAUUGACUUAGUCCUCUCAAAGAAGCUAUUCAAACUCGGAGAAGGCCAUUUUGAUAUCACCGACGUUAAUGGCACCCAAAUCUUCACCCUUCGGAAUAAAUUUUUCAGCAUCCGCGAUCGCCGUACUUUGCUCGAUGCCUGCGGUUCUCCCCUCCUCACUCUCCAACAAAAGAUAUUGACUGCGCACAGGAGGUGGCAAGUUUAUAGGGGAGAGAGCACGAACCCUAAAGAUUUAAUUUUUAGUGCAAAAAAGUCAUCGUUGAUUCAAUUCAAGACGGAAUUGAAUGUUUUCUUGGCCCAAAAUUCAAGUGAAUCAGCUUAUGAUUUCAAGGUGAAAGGUAGCUGGCUUGAACGAUCAUGCACUGUUCAUAUUGGGAAUUCCAACACCGUUAUCGGACAAAUGCACAAGAAGCACAGUAUUCAGAGCAUUGUAUUUGAUAAAGAUACCUUCGCCAUCACUGCGUACCCCCAUGUUGAUUACGCUUUUAUAGUGGCUCUUGUGAUAAUUCUUUACGAGAUCAAUGAGGAUCGCAAUGGCGAGGACUAA
Carica papaya (papaya) is the source of this 645-nucleotide messenger RNA. RefSeq names its product protein LURP-one-related 10-like. NCBI's taxonomy places the organism in Eukaryota, Viridiplantae, Streptophyta, Magnoliopsida, Brassicales, Caricaceae. The record is from RefSeq and is a predicted model, not a curated record.